This is a messenger RNA of Zootoca vivipara (common lizard), 3741 nucleotides long. RefSeq names its product EPM2A glucan phosphatase, laforin (gene EPM2A). Gene Ontology annotation, molecular function: carbohydrate phosphatase activity; protein tyrosine phosphatase activity; starch binding. Gene Ontology annotation, biological process: protein dephosphorylation. Gene Ontology annotation, cellular component: nucleus; cytoplasm. The record is from RefSeq and is a predicted model, not a curated record. NCBI's taxonomy places the organism in Eukaryota, Metazoa, Chordata, Lepidosauria, Squamata, Lacertidae.
UUUAAAUACACAAGCCUGCCCUAGUACUUUGUCCAAGUUGGUUGCCUUUAUUUACAUUUUCCAGCUGUUCCUCUCUCACACCAACCCCACACUCCUUUGAAUGUUUUCAGUUAAUGCCAUUUUUUGCAAUGUUUGUCAUAUUCUUAAUAAACUGUAUUUGCCAUUUCUCUCUUUAGUGCAUGCUUUCCCUUGAUCUAGGACAGGCAUCCCCAAACUUCGGCUCUCCAGACUACAUUUCCCAUCAUCCCUGACCACUGGUCCUCUUAGCUAGGGAUCAUGGGAGUUGUAGGCCAAAACAUCUGGAGGGCUGCAGUUUGGGGAUGCCUGAUCUAGGAUGAUGUGUUUUGUGCUAAUGAUCCUCAUGCUAUUUGUGCUAGGCCAGUGUGGAGGUGGGGGGUUAGAACAUUUGCUUUGCAAGCAGAAGGUCCUAGGCUCAAUCUCCACAAUCUCCCCUUAAACCCUGGAGUGUUGCUGACAGUAUAGAUCGUGUGGCUGAGACAAUACUCUGCUAAAUUGACUGAUGGCAUGACGAUACAAGACAACUCCCUAGGUUCCUAUUGAACCAAUUUGGGUCUGAAACUAUGAGUAUAGCUGUGAUUUAUUAUUAAUUUUCCAAAGCUGCUAAGUACAAUUAAUCAUCUUCUCAGGAAGCAAACCAGGAAUCUUCUCAGGAAGCAAACCAUGAAUUUUCUAGAAUUCUUCAAGAGAUGUACUGAGUAAUGAAGCAUUCACUUUCCACUGUUCAUUCCCAAUGGAUUUUUCCAAUCCAAUGGAUUUUUCUCUCUUCUCCCCACCCUCCAGGUUAUUUUGUAGUGUUUGCCAUAUCCCAAGUAUGAAGCUUCAGUAUUUCCUAAUGAAUAUCAUGGUUACUAAUGUGAUCUAACAAACUGCUUUGGCUACAGGGAGCUGGUAGAUACACAGGUGUACAACUUUUUAAAAAGUUCAGUAUUUGCUCUUCUCUUUCCCAACCUUCUAAAAAACAAAUUUGGGCCAGAAAUUUAACUGAAUGCUGCACACUGAGACCUCAAUGUAGUCUUUUGAGUGGUUUGAACAAUUUCUUGUCGUAUAUGCUGUAUGUGGGCACAGCAACUUGGCCUGGCAGUAGGGGACAUGCAAUGCCUCCUUUAUCCCCAUCUAAUCAUUCCACCCACUUUCCUCUUAAGUUGCAGCUGUGGAAAACCAAGCACACCGGACUCAACCCUAACAGGCACAACCCAGGGACCCCUGAGGACCCCUGAUCACCACCAUGUGCAAACAAGAUGGUGGGAAUGAGUUGCAACUCCUGGAGCUGUGCAGGGAGGGACACAUUUCAGCACUAGAGUAUAUGCUUAGCACAUACUGGCUCGAUCAUGGGCAUCUCCAGGGAGGGCUGGGACCAGCUACUGUCUGCAACCUUGGAGAGGCUACCAGUAACACUGAGCUCAAUGGACCAGUUGCCUGACACUCUGAAGUGACCAGACCUUCCUUCUUUCUCCCUGUGCCCAAGGGCUGGGAAGCCUACAGGAGAGCUGCCCCAUCUCUCCCUAAGCCCUAUAGGAGAGCCAGUGGGGUGCAGCGUCGGAUUAGGACCUGGGAGACCAGAGUUCAAAUCCCUGCUGGCCCAGGAAGCUCCCUGGGUGACGUUGCCGCGAGCAUUGCCAGUCAGGCAAAACUACCUGGCAGGGUGGUUGUGGGGAUUAAAUCAGGGAGAACCAAUGCCUGCCGCAUUGUGGCUCUUUGAGGGAAAGGUGGGAUGGAAGUGAAACGUGGAACAAAUACAAUGCAAGCCGAGCCUCGCUCUCUUCGAGAAGCGCUGGUCCUUUGGGAGCUUGCAGCGGCGCGAGAGUCCUUUAUAACGGAUUCCUGAAGAGUCACGUGUCCACCGGCUCGCAUUCCCUUUUCGGUAGCAGAGCGCGGACGGGCAGCGCCUCACGGAGGCCGAAGUGACGUCGCAGUCGCUCGGCUGCGAUUCCCUCCCUAGCGGCGCCGUGAGGGAGCCCAACAACAUCUCGCUCGCUCCCUCUACCCGCCACGGACUCCUGCCAUGCUGUUCCGCUUCGGGGUCAUCGUGCCCGCCCGGCUAGCCGAAGGCGGCACGACGCUGUGCGUCUCGGGUUCCCGGCCCGAGCUGGGCCAGUGGGACCCCAAGCAGGCGCUGGCCAUGAAGCCCGCGCGGCCGCUGGCUCCCUUGCCCGCUCAGGAGCCGGUUCUGUGGCUCGCGGAGGCGGCCCUGCGCGAGGACGAAGCCGCGUGCACCUUCUGGUACAAGUUCCUCAGGCGGCACGAGACAGGGGACGCCGUCUGGGAAGGCAAUGGGCCCCACCAUGAUCGAUGUAGUGUCUAUAACCCAAGCAAUUUGGUCGAUGGAGUUUACUGCCUCCCAAUAGGUCAUUGGAUUGAGGUUUCUGGCCAUACUGAUGAGAUGAAACAUACAACUGACUUCUAUUUUAAUAUUGUUGGACAUCAAGCUAUUCACUACUCCAGAAUUUUGCCAAAUAUAUGGUUAGGAAGUUGCCCUCGUCAAGUGGAGCAUGUGACCGUAAAACUAAAGCGAGAGUUGGGCAUUACAGCGGUAAUGAACUUCCAGACUGAAUGGGACGUUGUUCAGAAUUCCUGGGGAUGUAAUCGCUAUCCUGAACCUAUGAGUCCAGAAGUUCUCAUGAAGCUGUAUAAAGAAGAAGGCCUUGCUUAUGUCUGGAUGCCAACACCAGACAUGAGUACUGAAGGUAGAGUCCAAAUGUUGCCUCAGGCUGUCUGUCUCCUCCACGGGCUACUAGAGAACGGGCACAAUGUCUACGUCCACUGCAAUGCAGGCGUUGGCAGGUCCACAGCUGCAGUCUGCGGCUGGUUAAAAUAUGUGCUAGGAUGGAACUUGAGGAAAGUGCAGUAUUUUGUGGCCUCCAGGAGAGCAGCUGUCUACAUCGAUGAAGAAGCUCUGGUGCGUGCCGAGGAGGAUUUCUUUCAGAAAUUUGGACCUCUUCGCUCCUCAUGCAAGCCUUAGCAAGAAAAAGAGGACGUCGCUAGAAGUGUUGCCAAACCCAAGCAUUUGAGGAAUUGUGAAACUGGCUCCAAAAACAGUGUCACUGCCUGAGGAAACAGUGGAAUGAUGGUGAUAACGGUGAAGAUGUCUUCCGAGUCUUAUCUUUCAUACGUUGCUUUUUCUUUCUCUCUGAAACAAUUAAGCAAAAUGGCUUCGAUUCAGCCAAAUGUGUGUGCAGCAGUCAGGGCUAUGAUUGUGCAGCUUUGUUGGGAAAAGUGUAAUCACAUUGAUUUGCUGCUUGGCACAUUGAUUAGCUGUUUGGGGAGGGGUAGCCGCUGGAAUUAAAUCCAUCUCUCCUCCUUUCCUUCACAAACACCACUGUAGAUUUUGUAACAGGACUCCACAUGUUGAGCCCUGGCAGCUGGAUCAAAAGAGAAGCUGCAGGUUUAGAACUUGAUUGUGCAUUUAGUUCCCUCAUUCAGCUAAAGAUAAGCAUGUAUGUCCCCUAGCUGGAUCAGGGCAAAAUUCUUCUAAACUUCCUAGCCAAUUGGAUACCCACACAUAAGAUUCUUAUGCAAUAUCAGGCAUAGGUGAAUGAUGCAAAGAGUUAAAAGAGAAACACUUGGGAUAGGAAGAAGUCAGAAUGGAUCGGAACACAAGCUGUUACAAACUAAAAAAUCAUUUACCCCACACCUGGGUUUAUUUGGAUUAUUUGGUCAUUUCAAAGGGAGCCUUUAGCACAGUCUUUGGCAAAUAGAAGUUGUAAUGAAAUAAAAUUUUAA